CAGCCCGGGACUCCCUCCCUCCCUCCGUCCCUCCCUGCCUUGGUCCCUCCUCCUCCUCCUCCUCCUCGUCCCUCCCAGCCCGGGACGCGGCGGCGGGCUCCUCGGGGAGGAAGAAGAGGGGUGGGCGAUGGCGAGGAAAGUGUCCUGAGCCGCCCCCCGACGCCCCCUUCUCUCCCACCCGGUCCGAUCCGGUCCUUUGGGGUCCGGGGGCGAAUGGGUGACCUUUCCCCGGGCGGGCCGGGCCGUGGGAGCCGGGGGAGAUGAAGCAGGAGCAGGAGCAGCACGGCGGGGGCGGCCGGGACUCCUGGGUCCGCCGGCCGAGCCGCCCCGGCUCCCUGCCACCCACCCUGCGCUUCACCCUCCGGGACUACGGCUUCUGCAUGGCCACCCUGCUGGCCUUCUGCCUCGGCUCCCUCUUCUACCAGCUCAACGGGGGACCCCCUCCAUUCCUGCUGGACCUGAGGCACUAUCUGGGCAAUUCCACUUAUUUAGAUGACCAUGGGCCACCCCCUAGCAAGGUACUUCCUUUCCCAAGCCAAGUGGUAUACAACAGAGUGGGGAAGUGUGGCAGUCGAACCGUUGUCUUGCUUCUGAGGAUCUUGUCAGAGAAGCAUGGUUUCAACUUAGUCACAUCAGACAUUCAUAACAAAACCAGACUGACCAAAAAUGAGCAAAUGGAACUGAUUAAAAACAUAAGUACUGCAGAGCAGCCCUAUUUAUUCACUCGACAUGUACAUUUCCUCAACUUUUCUAGGUUUGGAGGAGACCAACCCGUCUACAUCAACAUUAUCCGAGACCCAGUCAAUAGAUUUUUAUCCAACUAUUUUUUCCGGCGUUUCGGCGAUUGGAGAGGGGAACAGAAUCACAUGAUCCGCACCCCAAGCAUGAGGCAAGAGGAGAGAUAUCUAGACAUCAAUGAGUGUAUUCUUGAAAAUUACCCUGAAUGUUCCAAUCCCAGAUUGUUUUACAUCAUACCAUAUUUUUGCGGACAACAUCCCCGAUGCAGGGAGCCUGGGGAAUGGGCUCUUGAAAGAGCAAAAUUAAACGUGAAUGAAAAUUUCCUACUUGUGGGGAUUCUCGAGGAGUUGGAAGAUGUGCUGCUUUUACUGGAAAGAUUUUUACCUCAUUAUUUCAAGGAUGUGCUCAGUAUCUACAAAAACCCAGAACAUAGGAAACUUGGAAACAUGACUGUGACAGUGAAAAAGACUGUCCCCUCUCCAGAGGCCAUACAGAUCCUCUAUCAGCGUAUGCGAUACGAAUAUGAAUUCUACUACUUCGUCAAGGAGCAGUUCCAUCUGCUGAAACGCAAGUUUGGACUUAAGUCUCAUGUCAACCGGCCACCUCUGAGGCCAGAAUUCUUUAUUCCUACUCCACUGGAAACCGAGGAGCCAAUAGAUGAUGAGGAGCAAGAUGAUGAGAAGUGGUUAGAGGAUAUCUACAAGAGGUGAUACAGACCCUUGUGCCCUCCUCCAAAAGCCUCUUCCGCCUCUGUCUGACAGCUUUUGUUUAAAGAGAUCCUUUAUGGGACUGAAUUAAUGCGCCACAGCAUUGAACAGAACAAAGCAUUCCCACAUGUUGGGGUGACUGGGAGAUACCCGGUUUUGCGGGUUUUAUUUGUUUAAUUUUAUUGAGCGGGUUAGUUUGUUUUUUUUUCUUUCUGCUCCCUGACAAAGAUAGAUUAGAUGGCUCCAUCUCAUGGGCAGGGAACACGUCUGCUAAUUCUGUUGUAUUGUGUUCUCCCAAGCGCUUAGUAGAGUGCUCUGCACAUAGUAAGCGCUCAAUAAAUAUGACUGAUCAUAAAAUUCCAUCCCGGAAAGGAGCAUCUUACCCACACUCUCUUCUCCCCAAAAAGCACGGGAGUCCUAGCAUUCUGUGCAAGCUGGAUUUUCAGGCCCAUCUCCCUUGACCCAUGCCCUGCUUCUUUGGAGCACUGAUCCACCUGAGCCCAAAUUUUAAAACAUGUGGCCUGAGCAGCCAGGCAUUCACUUAUAGGAGAUCCAGCCCUUAUAGAUGUCUGAAAGGUUCUGGACAUUUAUUCAACACAGUACUGUGAGCUCACUGUGGGCAGGGAAUGUGUCUGCUUAUUGUUAUAUUGUACUCUUCCAAGCGCUUGGUACAGUGUUUUGCACACAGUAAGCGCUCAAUAAAUACAACUGAAUGAAUGAAUUAAAGGAUGGUUCUGAUGGAGCUGGUGGUAGGUCCCUGUUUGAGUUUGGCCAUAUCAUCUAGCAAAGCUCAAGUGGAAUAUAACACAAAACCAAAAGAUCUAGAUUAUAAUGACAAUUUAGCCUCCUUCCUCCCCAUCUCCUGUGCUUAUUCGUCCCAGUCGGACCAUGUAACCCCAUCCUGGUCCGGCCUGUGUCCCCAGGCCCAGCUCUCACCCCAUCUUCAGGCCAUUUGGUGCCCGUACAGAACUCUACCCAAUCAUUGCAAUGCAACCCACACGAAACCUUACCUCAGCACCAACAGCAGCCCCCAGUUCCCACAACAUCCACUCCAACAAAAAUACAGGUGACUUUAAAUUCAAAAAACCAACUAAGGAGUGUAAAGAAAUGCAAGAGACUCAGGACAAAACCAGAGCCACUCUCAUCGGUCACACAUAGACAGUUGAGUUCACUGUUUUGUCUGGAAGUGGGUCUGCCUUGAAAACUUUGAGAAAUCCCAUUCUACAGCUCUCAGCAGGGAAUUUUAUGAGCAUCCUCAUUCCUGAAAUGAGGCCUGAGAGUGGAAGUUUGUGGAGGGGAAAGGCUGCUUUUUAAGCAGUUCUGAUACUUUUGCUGUCAUGAACUAGGUUACAUUGUUUGGUCAGUCAUGAGGAAACUGCUCAGGUUCAGACCAUUUCUGAUGGGUGGGUAGCAGGGCCGUCCUUACCUCUGAGUUAGGCAGAGCCUGGGAAAGGCCCCCCAGGGAGACCUCACCUCCCCAAGCAACCAGGAUUCUGUGAAGCUGCUGCUGCAUGGAGCAGCCAGGGGAGGGCUGGAGCAGGUGUGUAUUGGGCAUAGGUGUGGCCCCUUGUAACAGCAUGCCCUUGGAGGGAUGAGACAUCCUUGGAAAUGGGGGCUGGGGACUUUGGAAUUUCUCGAGGAGGGACAGGACAGGGAUAAUGGGACAGUCGUCGGUCUCAAGAGGGAAAAGUGCUAUCCAAUGAUAGAACUUUCACCCUUUUGGCCCCCAGUGGUCCCGGGAGGCAGGGAGAAAUAACAGCUUUGGUGGGGUGUAGCUCAUCAACUGAUGGCAUUUAUUGAGGGCUAACUAAGUGCAGAGUCCCGUACUAAGAAUUUGGGAAAGUACAAGAGAGUAGAUAGACACAAUCCCUGCCCACAAGGAGUUUCCAGUCUACAGGAUGGUUCUGCUACCUGUGUAAUAGCAGCAGAAGACCUCAGUCGUGACCUCUUGUGGCUUGGAGCACUGAACUCUGAAAAUUGCCUUCUCCCAACUAACAGCCUUCCCACUUUGAAGAGUAGCUAACAGCCACCAUUUGGAACCUCAGUGGGGAGAACCUGCCCCCAGGCUUAAAUUCUAGAAGAGUGAUUUGCAACCCAAACAGUGGCAGAAGAGGGUGAGGGCAAGGCAAUAGUGGAUGGGGUUUCUCCAAAAAAUAGCUACCUCUCAUCCUGGGGCACAAUCUCGAACCUGGACCUGCAGCCAAAGAAAGGGUGGUCAUCUCUGCACUGGUGAAGGUGGAAUUAAAGUUCUACUGUGGAGGAGCAAGAUGAAAACUAGAGACCCCCAAGGAUGAGAAAAGGAGGAAUUUGUCAGGAAAAGAACUGGAAGUCUUGUACCCAAGGAACAGUCAGGGAAGCAGCAGCAACAGAGAAAUCAGAGGAAUAGUUUUUAAACCAAGUAAAAUUCCCAAGGUUGGGCUGAAAAUAUUGUCAACUUCCUCAAAAAGGGUGCAAUUUUUAUUUUAUUAAUGGGGAAGUUUAUCAAGCAAAAGUCAUCUUGCAGAAGACUUUUCUGGAGCUGCUUUAUCAUGAGAUGUGUUAAGGAGGCUCCUCUUCACUAAGGGAAUCAGCUUUGGCCCCAGACCAUCCUGAUUUGAAAGCCAUCAAGCCACCCAAACAGACCUAAGGUGAGGAAGAGCCAAUCAGAAGAAUGGGUGACCGACAUGUUUGGCAAGGAGAAAUGUGUUCUGUCCUAACUGGGGGAACCCUUUCAGUCCAGACAAGCAGAGCUAAGAGUGACCCCGAGAGCACUUGAUACAGUAGCCAAAAGUUGAGACUCUGUAAAAUUGUAAGUGGUUUCUAGGAAAUGCCAUUUAAGGAAUAAUGAUUAGUGGGCACUUUUUGGAAGGGCAGUGCCUUGAAAGCAAAUUCAUCUGCUCACCUCAAAAAGAGAAAAACCCAACUUGGCUAUUUUUAGGGGUUUGGAAUAGGAUUGGGCAUUCAUCUGGUUUUCCCUAGGCACAAGCCCCCUGCCACUUAACAUGGUCCCCGUAGCCUGAUCUACCCAGUUGUAAAAGGCAUUUUCAGCCAUGAUCACUCUAUAACAUGAAAGCAAAACGUGCUGAUGGAUUUACUCUCCGGGCCUUCAUGUCGCUUUUUUUGAGCCAACAAUUGGCCUCUAAGUUACGCCUCUUCCUCUGAGAGCCAAGGUACUUCAUAAAUUUACUUGGCACAUGCAGCAGAGACUCUGGCUCCAGGCCCACACACCAUUUGUGCAUCAUGAAAUAUAUUGUAGAUUUUUCAUAUUUUAGUUUAAAAGAAAAUAACAUUUGAAGCUGGUUAAUCUUUGACUGCCUUAUUUAUUAUAACUUUUCAGCACAUUCCAAGGUUUUAGUUACUCAGGAAGGAGUUAAUUAAAAUGGUUUUAUUUUGGUCUGUUGAGUGUUUUUUAAAAAGCAAAAAAUCACUAAUAAUAGCCUUUGACCCAUUUUGUAUUGAGUGUCACAGGAGGACUUGUAAAUCUUUUUUUUUAGAAGAAAAAGGCAAAAACAGUUGGUGUUUGACAUUAAUAAAAACAAGAACCAAAACAUUAGCUUAAUUUAAAUGCAAGCAAUUUGUGUUUGGAAUCAAAUAUUUGUUAACUCAUUCAUUACCCACAUUAAGGGUAAAGAAAUGGAAAUAAGCUGUGUGUCUUCGAGUCUGAUGUGAUUUGAAAAUAAAAACUGCAGUUCUUCGCGGUUAA
Ornithorhynchus anatinus (platypus) is the source of this 5127-nucleotide messenger RNA. RefSeq names its product uronyl 2-sulfotransferase (gene UST). Lineage: Eukaryota; Metazoa; Chordata; Mammalia; Monotremata; Ornithorhynchidae. The transcript has 8 exons. The record is from RefSeq and is a predicted model, not a curated record. Gene Ontology annotation, cellular component: membrane. Gene Ontology annotation, molecular function: sulfotransferase activity. The coding region runs from base 261 to 1448 and encodes 395 amino acids.